CUUAUAAGCCCUUAAGCAACAGUGCAGUUCAAGAAGAAGAAAAUAUUUACCAAGUAGGCUAAAAUCAGAUCAGAAAUGUCCCGUGCGAGAGAGGCAGGUUGAGGUUUCCAAGGUUAGAGUGGGGGGUCCUGAGAGCAGUGGUGUGAAUAGUGGAUCUGUACCAGUACAGAAGAAUAAACCAACAAGUGAUAUGUUUCAGUAAUAUGUUGUUGUUUUUUUGCAUUUAUAGCAAUGAUUAUCAGCUGUACUGCAGGGAUGGAACGUAAGUCUCAAAUUCAGGUUGUGGUGGCAGCUGCAGAGAGGUAGUUGUGUGUGCGAGAUUUGACAUCAGAAGAGUUACAGGGUGUGUUAAGUGGUGGUGUCCCAUCCUUUCAUUUUUCUAUUGUGUUAUUGACUGUACGUUUGUUUAUCCCAUGUGUAACUCAGUGUUGUUGUUUUUGUCGAACUGUAUAAGUGAGUUGUCCUCCAGUCUAGUAGGUGGCGGCAAUGCAACAUGUAUUUGAUGCCAACCGUGGUUAAACCUCAAAGAAGAAGACCACUUAUCGGUUUCCGGUUCACGGACGAUACUUUUUUUUCUCCCUCAAAUGCGGGAAGGCCCAUGAAUAGGUUUGAUGUGUAACGUAAUAAACAAUACCGUAUUUCAAAGAACAGCGCGCAUAGACUUUUUAUUUAUCCGCCAACCAAUAACAUCUGUGUAAACAAUGACCAAUAACAAUUUCCACGUUGCAUUUGUGUUGAUAUUUAGACUUUUAUUAACAUCCUGGAACUCAAAACUGCACAUCACUCCAUGUAGAAUUUAAAUCGCGUUGGAGUCCGAACUUACUUGAUGUUAUCUAGGUAACGUUGGCUAACUGUAUGGAUUUUCACACUCAAAUAGCCUCCAUCAUGGAGCUGCUACCGAAUUCAGCCGUGGCUGAGAUCUGUAAAUUCGUAGACGACGACUAUGCAGUGUUUAGUUUGGAAAUAACUCAAAGCCAGAAAGAAAACAUGAUUGCGGCGGAAACUACAGCUACUGGAAAUGAAGGUGGCACGAGAGCGCGUCCUCGCCAGUCGUCCCAGUAGAGUCAAGAUCGUCGACCGAUACAGAUGAAUGACAAGAGGUGAAGGACAUCUCACUUGAGGCUACAGGAGCUUUGUGAAGCCAGCGCGACACAGCAUGUGGAGAGAUGACCAACCCAUAUCUAUAGAUGAGGGUUGUGGAACCUCAACCUAGCAUGUUAUCGUGAUAGAGAGGCUGCAGGUCCUGGGUUCAAGCAGGAGAGGACUGAAGGUGAGGACCUAAGACACAACAGAGACAUUGACUAGAGCAGCGGCUGGAGUGAUGCCCCCUGUAGCCAUGGAGGACCUCCCCACCGUCACCAUGCCCCAGACCAGGACCCAGCACAACGUCAGUGGAACGGCGAACACCGUCCUCAUGUCAGAGACGUACACCAAGACUUUAACUGUAACACAAAGGCUCUUACACACCAGAUCUUCCCACAAAUCAGACCCAGAGAGGCUGGGUCUGAUCCUGGCUCAGAGUAUUUACAGGGACUGCGACCCAGUUUCCUCAUCGAUGGGGCGUUCCGAUUCAAACGUCCUUUUCGAUCAGGUAUUGAACUCAAGGGCCAAAUCACGGGGAGGGGGAGCCACAUCAGGCAAUAGUAAAGAGAAACGGUUCCUCUGCAUGUUCUGUAACAAAGGCUUUGGCUGCCUCCAGAAGGUGGAGUUCCACCAGAGGGUCCACACAGGGGAGAAUCCCUUCAGCUGUACCCAGUGUGAUAAGAGAUUCUCCCGCCAGGACCACUUGAAGAGGCACCAGAGGGUGGAUUCUCCCGACAUCACCAGCUGAACAUGAGCCUGAAGGUCCACAGGGGAGAGAAGCCUGUACACACUGCAGGAAGAUGUUCUUAGAGAAGAGCUACCUAAGGACACACCAGCAGAAAACAAUCCCACUCUAGAACAUAGAAAGAAACCAUUCCACUCGAUAGCUUCUGAUGUUUAGGUCAAACCCUGCAUUAAAGACAAUGAAUUGUGAUUGUUGUCAGCAGAAAACAUCCACAGAUGCAUUUGGAAUUACGAGAGUAAAAGAUUUCAGUGUUGAAUAUUCCUGAGUAAAAUAUUGCAUCCAGACACUGUGUGAUAUAUAAGACAAACAGUUCCUUCAGAAAGUAUUCACACCCCUUGACUUUUUCCACGUUUUGUUGUGUUACAGCCUGAAUUUAAAAUAGAUUAAAUAUAUUGUUUUUCACUGGCCUACAUGCAAUAUAAUGUUAAAUAAUGUUAAAGUGAAUUAUGUUUUUAGAUUUAUUUUUUUACAAAUAAUAAAUAAAUGAAAAGCUGAAAUGUCUUGA
Molecule: messenger RNA, 2333 nt
Organism: Oncorhynchus mykiss (rainbow trout)
Lineage: Eukaryota; Metazoa; Chordata; Actinopteri; Salmoniformes; Salmonidae
Source: RefSeq, a predicted model, not a curated record